CCCCUUGAGUCCGACUCACUGAAGCUGCCUUUGUUUAAGUGGGAACCAGAGAGAGAGAGAGAGGAGGAGGAGGAGGAGGAGGAGGAGGAGAGUGAGAGGUUUUUAGUUUGGAGAGAGUGAGAGAGAGGCAGAGUGGGCUCCAUCUCUCUCUCUCUUACACAUGAACAGGACAACUUUAGUUUACCAUCACUGAAGAUGACUUCACGCAUUCCUCCCGGGUUCUUUGGAUUAUUUCUGCUCCUGCUCCGGUUCUGCUGCCGUCGCUCCUCUGCUCAGCUGUUGGACGACCGCGGUUCUCAGGGAGCCUUGGACCUGACUGAGUUGAUCGGCGUCCCCCUUCCUCCCUCUGUAUCCUUUGUUACGGGUUUCGAGGGUUAUCCCGCCUACAGCUUCGGCCCGGACGCCAAUGUGGGGCGCCUCACAAAAUCAUUCAUCCCCGACCCAUUCUACUAUGACUUUGCCAUCACGGUCACAGCUAAACCUACCACCCGGCGUGGUGGUGUGCUGUUCGCCAUCACAGAUGCUUACCAAAAGAUUGUGCAUUUAGGUAUAGCGUUGUCAGAGGUGGAAGAUGGUUCCCAAAGAGUCAUACUGUACUACACCGACCCGGGAACAAGAAAGACCCAGGAAGCAGCUUCCUUUAAAAUGGGAGACCUGACAGGCAGAUGGGCGAGAUUUACCCUGACUGUACAGGGGGCAGAGGUGCGUCUCUACAUGGACUGUGAGGAAUACCACCGAGUCGCCUUCUCCAGGAGCCCUCAGCCUCUGACCUUCGAGGCCAGCUCGGGGAUCUUUGUAGGGAACGCCGGGGGUACGGGCCUGGCGAGGUUUGUGGGCUCCAUCCAGCAGCUGGUGCUGAAGUCUGAUCCCACGGCCCCAGAUGACCAAUGUGAGGAGGACGAUCCAUAUGCCUCUGGAUACGGAAGCGGUGACGAUGCCUAUGAAGAUAUGGAGGGAAGAGAUGAAGUGAAGAAGAUUGUGGAGGAGAGAGAGUACACCAUGCCCUUCCCAGAGCUGGAUCCAACUUACAGCACGCCAGUCCAAGCUCCGCCCACUGAGAUGACACUAAGGGAUGUCGAUGAUGAAGACAUAGAGGACAUAUCUGGACAGGAGGAGGAGAUGACUACAGUAAAAAUAAAGUCAUUUCUGCCAAGCACUCCAGCCUCUGUACUCGACACUUCCCUCCAGGUGUCUCCAGGACAGAAAGGGGAGCCAGGUGAGCCAGGUCCAGCAGGUCCUCCAGGACCACCCGGCCCUCCAGGGCAAGGCUCUGGAGAAGGGGAGGGAGGGGAGCCGGGACCACGGGGUCCACAAGGACCACAGGGACCUUCAGGCCCAACUGGAGCUCCUGGGAAAGAUGGACAGCCUGGGAGCAAAGGUGAAACUGGUGUCCCAGGAGCAACUGGGUCUCCAGGAUUCCCAGGACUACCAGGAGAGCCUGGUCCAAGGGGAGAAAAGGGUGAUCCUGGUAUUGGACUACCUGGUCCUCCAGGUCCUCCCGGACCUGCAGGUCGACCAAGCAAGUCGUCAGUGUUCCUGGAGGGGUCUGGAUUUGAUGACUUUGACAGUGAUGCUGAGAUUAUUAGGGGGCCACCAGGGCCUCCUGGCCCUCAAGGACAGCCAGGGCCCCCAGGACCCCCAUCUGAGGACAUCUUCCCCGGACAACCAGGGAUCCCUGGGAGAGAUGGGAAGGAUGGAGAGAAGGGUGAACCUGGACUGCCUGGAGUUGAUGGAAAAGAUGGUGAUCCAGGACCUGCUGGGGAAAAAGGAGACAAGGGAGAGCCUGGUGUGAGCGGGCAACCAGGACCAAAGGGAGAUUUGGGCCCUCCAGGGUUUCCAGGCCUUCCAGGCUCAGAAGGUCCAGAAGGGCAGCCUGGUCCAAGGGGUCAACCUGGCCCUCCUGGGCCCCCAGGUCCCCCUGGACGGGGCUUCACCAUGGACUUUGAGGACUUGGAGGGAUCUGGGAUGGAGGGUGGUUUUGGAGGUGCCCUCUCCAGAGGCCCCCAGGGUCCUCCAGGAAUCCCUGGACUUGAAGGACCAAAGGGUAAAGAUGGUUUAAACGGCAUCCCAGGAGAGCCGGGGCAAAAGGGGGAGAAAGGUGCUACAGGAUCACCAGGUUUUCCAGGACUGGAGGGACUGAAAGGGGAGCAGGGACCAAAAGGGAGCAAAGGUGAUCCAGGACUAAAGGGAGAAGCAGGGCGGGACGGGCUCAGCCUACCUGGCCCUCCAGGACCACCUGGACCACCGGGGUCCAUUAUUAACCUCCAGGAUCUUCUACUGAACGAUACAGAUGGUGCCUUCAACUUCUCAGGGAUUUUAGAAGCUCAGGGACCCGCUGGUCCAAAGGGUGACACAGGGUUACCAGGAGUUCAAGGACCUCCAGGACUCAAAGGUGAAAAGGGCGAGCCAGGAUUCGUCAUUGCAGCCGAUGGAUCCACGCUGUCAGGCCUGGCAGGUCCCAAAGGAGUCAAGGGAGAUAAUGGUGUAUCUGGACCUGCUGGAAUUCCUGGGCCCAUUGGACCACCAGGACCCAAAGGAGAAUUUGGUUUCCCUGGAAGACCUGGUCGUCCAGGCCUGAUGGGACCUAAAGGAGAGAGGGGGGAUUCUGCAGGUCUGCCGGGACCUCCUGGCCCUCCUGGGCUGCCAGGCCGACCAGGAAUAUUCAACUGCCCAAAAGGAACGGUGUUCCCCAUCCCUCCCAGACCGCACUGCAAAAUGGCACUUAAUCCCAAUGGAACCAUUGCAUUUGGUAACUGUCAGACGGGACCAAAGGGAGAAAAGGGAGAGAGAGGCCCUCCUGGGCUGCCAGCGCCACCAAACACAUUUCUUCCCAGGGGAGGCUGGGGGUCAAGAGGCGAUCAAGGCAUUAAAGGAGAGAAGGGAGACAAGGGGGAGGUAGGGUUUCCUGGGCAACCAGGUAUCCCUGGAAGACCAGGACUUGUGGGGCCCAAAGGAGAGUCAGUGCUCGGUCCACCAGGCAACCCCGGGGUACCAGGAUCACCAGGUAUCCCAGGCUAUGGCAGACCAGGACCAGUCGGACCUGCUGGGCCACCAGGGCCUCCAGGACCCCCUGGGUCACCCUCAAGAUAUGCCUCAGCUUUGACCAUUGCUGGCCCCCCUGGGCCUCCUGGACCACAAGGACCUCCUGGACCUUCGGGUAAUGGAGCAUCUCUGAAAACAUUUGCGAGCCGUGAGAGCAUGAUGCAGCACACAGCCAGAGAUGCAGAGGGAACUUUGGCCUUCGUCACAACAACAGGAAGUCUGUUCCUCAAGGUCUCCCAGGGAUGGAAAGAGAUACAGCUUGGCAGUCUGAUCUACCUCUCCAAUAACAUUAUUCCACAAGAUGAGCCUCGAGUUUCAUACCAGGUGAGAGGAGACACGAUGGAAAGGAUACGUUCAGUUAACGAAAGGCUCAACCUGGUGGCCUUGAACCAGCCUCACUCAGGCGACAUGAUGGGGCUCGACAUCGCUGACCGGAUGUGUUAUGAACAAGCCAAAGCGAUGGGUUUGGCUCCAAACUAUCGAGCCUUCAUUUCCUCCCACAGGCAAGACCUGGUCCAUGUGGUCUAUCCUGGUUUCCGGGACACGCUGCCAGUUACCAACCUCAGAGGAGACGUGUUGUUUAGGAACUGGCGGUCAAUUUUUAAUGGCGACGGGGGGCCAAUGGAUGCCAGGAUACCCAUCUACUCCUUUGAUGGCAGGGAUGUUUUUGCAGACCCCUUCUGGCCUCAGAAGAAUAUCUGGCACGGCUCCACCAGCAGGGGGCUCCGAGUGGUGGACAAACACUGUGAGACCUGGCGGGCGGACCACAUGUCUGUCAUGGGCCAGUCAUCGAGUCUGACCUCAGGGCUGCUCCUGGGCCAGCAGACGCGAAGCUGCUCCAACCAGUACAUCGUUCUUUGCAUUGAGACCCACAAAAACUUUUAACCCCCCGUACCACUCCACCAAGGACCCCAUCUUGCCCACCGCAAACAUUCAACACUUGGGGGAAAAAGAUUUGAGUGUCUCUCCAAAAGAAGGACGCCGCUUUCAGCACAUCUUUGGUGCUACGUGUAGCAUUUUGUGCUCUUUUAAAAAACAAGACCACAUUUAACACCCUUUCUAGUACAAAGGGGCUGUUAGUACUUGUUUUUUCCUUCCUAUUCUCACAUCACUCUGUAAUGUUUCUGAAGAGCGAGAAGAUUGUUAAUAGUCAGUAACAAACUCUUGACAACAGCCAAAAUAUAUCUGGGAAAGUAAGCUAACAUGAAGUUGAUGCUACGCUGUGAAACUGGAAUCAUUUUGGGGACUGUUGCAAUCCAAAUUUGUACCUUAAAGGAGUGGUAUGUGACAUUCAGAGCAUAUGCAUGAUUCAGAGGUCUGAGCCGGGAUUAUCUGUACAUGGCUCUCAACAUGGAGAUGGCUUAGCCAACAGCGAGCAGCUAACAGUGCUAACAGUGCAAACAGCACCAACAACACUAGGGUGUCCCAAACUUUUUUGUUUAGAGCGGCCUGCUAUGGUUAAAACAUCUGCCGGCACAGAUAGAUUUUCUUUUUUUAGAGCUGGACAGCUCAUAAGGAGUGCUAUUAAAAUACUGUUCAGUUAUGCAUCGCACCAUACUCUGGAGUGCAGAGUGUACUCUGGGCACAGAUGGAGCAGCAGAAUGUCAGGCUCCUGAAAGUCAGACUUAACUGUUCAUUCUUCCGUGUUGAAAAGUUUGCAUACAUUUGCAAACAGCUGUUCCCCUCAUCCGUCGAUCUGAUCUGAUCAGCUUUUAACGAAGGAACAGAUCAAUUAUCAACCCUGCAAGUCAUAAACUGCUGCCAGGAAGAAAAAAAAAUGUAUGGAAAGCUCCGCCUGAGCUGCGUUCACAGAUGCACAAAAACCUCCUAAUUUAGAGAGGGGACACAGAGUGAUACAAAGGGACACACGCAUUGAAAAUGAAAACAGAAAAAAGUUUGCUGUCGUCUGGAUGUCACAUACAGCUCCUUUAAAUUAACAUCCGUUAGUGUUGUAAAGCAAGUUUUCCCCUUACAUUCAACCUGGUGGCACAUAAUGUAAAAUCAAACAUAGAAGCUGAAAUAAUAUUCAUGCUAAUAAUGCUAAUAUCUCAAAGAGAAUGUGGUAAUGCUUUUUAAAUGCUUUUUAAAAUAACACAUGCAGCACCUUAAACUCAAGGAAAGUGGACUCAUUUGCAACAAGACACACGUGUUUCACUUUACACACAAAAGGCUUUUCCCCCUCAUGUCACCUUUGUGUGUUGACUUUAAAGACAUCUCUUUGUUGUUCAAGAGACUGAAGAUGCAGCGGCUGGCAGUUUUUACAAAUGAUAGAUUUCCAAAGACUUUUGUGAUGGAAGCUUAAAGCUUUUUUCACUAUUUUGUUUACAGGUUGUCAUGAAGAGUUUUAAACAUUUCUGUAGACAAGUUUUAAGGGCAAGAAAUUUGUUUUCAUAGCCAACAUCUUCCCUCAUCCAACAGUGGGAAGACUAGAUGACCAGUGUUUCCACCAAAGUCUUUUUUUUUGAUGCACUGUAUUUUAUUUUUUAAAAUAUUUUUUUCUAGUUCAACAUUUUCAUUCUUGAACAUGUUGUUUGUGUUGUAGCUUUUCAUACAUCUUGGUGAUCCCACAUCUUAGCAGCUCUUUCUCUCAAUAGGCUAUUUAAUUUAAAAUUCAAUGAUUUAUUUAUACCGUCACAGCACAUAACAUGAAAAUCAGAUGAUUAAAUUUUAAGAAUGUAAUUUAUCGUUUGUUGUUUGUCAAGUGACUUCUCACUGAUGUUUUUUUGUACUUUUUUUUUUUUAAUGUUUGUAGAUUUCUGGAGAACUUUUAACAGUCAAAACAAAAUUCCACAUAGUGUAGAGAUACAACUGAAGCAAGCUUAAUGUUUUCAUGCAGGAAAAAAAAGAAUACUAGAAAAAGAAAUUUCAAGGGCAAAAGUGAGAGCACAUGUUUUUUUGUAUAAAUAUUGGUGCUUUGUUGAAUAAAGUCUUCUCUUUUCAUAA
Molecule: messenger RNA, 5985 nt
Organism: Plectropomus leopardus (leopard coralgrouper)
Lineage: Eukaryota; Metazoa; Chordata; Actinopteri; Perciformes; Serranidae
Product: collagen alpha-1(XV) chain-like
Biological process (GO): extracellular matrix organization
Molecular function (GO): extracellular matrix structural constituent conferring tensile strength
Source: RefSeq, a predicted model, not a curated record